AUGAUCAAGAGGACAUCCAAGCAGGACACUGCUGUGGGGUGGAAUCUCGUGCGUCGACUUCAAGACACCUUCACUGUGCAAGUUUUUGAGCCUUUACGAGAGCCGUUGCGGCUCUUCAAAUUGGUCGGCGACAUGAUCCCCGCGGAUAUGCUAAAAUUGAUCCUUGCAGGCCUCGACUACCUACACUCAGAGUGCCGCAUCAACCACACAAGUCAUGCGCGUUUCCUGCCCAGCUAUUUGAGCUUUCAACUCGCGAUGAGCAAGGUCCACCGCCGCCAUCUACCUGUCACGGCGGGGUGCAUAAUGAUGGAUGCAUCGUCGCAUGCAGGCUAUACGCACAGCGGCGACAUCUCGAGCAUCGGUGUCACGCUGUGGGAUCUAUUGGAGGGCAAGAAGCAAUACGACCUACAGAUUCGCAAGAUGACGAAUACAGCGACUGACUGCACCUCGCCGGAAUCUCUACACUAUGGAUGCACGACUGGAGAAACUUCUUCCUUCGGGAGGGUGAGCAUCAAUAUUCUACCAUCCCAGUGCCCAGCGACUCCAAAGACUGCAGUUGAAGCCCACAAUAGCUACAACUUCGAGGAAGCAGCCAGGACACUGCAUGGCGCAGAAUUAGAAAGCGUACUAAAUCUACAGGGAGCAGAAACGUGCGAGACGACAGGCGUUAACAUCAGCACGAUGCAGCCUCUGUACCUGGUCACUGCUCGACGAUCAAAUACACACAGACUCACACUGCUACAGAAAGCAGAAAAGUAUGCUUAA
This is a messenger RNA of Cordyceps militaris CM01, 765 nucleotides long. RefSeq lists its product as uncharacterized. Bases 1 to 765 code for a protein of 254 amino acids. NCBI's taxonomy places the organism in Eukaryota, Fungi, Ascomycota, Sordariomycetes, Hypocreales, Cordycipitaceae. The record is from RefSeq and is a predicted model, not a curated record. The transcript has 7 exons.